Messenger RNA from Stegostoma tigrinum, 8705 nucleotides. Its product is annotated as beta-1,4 N-acetylgalactosaminyltransferase 1-like. NCBI's taxonomy places the organism in Eukaryota, Metazoa, Chordata, Chondrichthyes, Orectolobiformes, Stegostomatidae. The record is from RefSeq and is a predicted model, not a curated record. The transcript is spliced from 11 exons. Gene Ontology annotation, cellular component: Golgi membrane. Bases 102 to 1676 code for a protein of 524 amino acids. Gene Ontology annotation, molecular function: hexosyltransferase activity. Gene Ontology annotation, biological process: ganglioside biosynthetic process.
CCCAGGUUCAAUUCUCAGCCUUCAGCUGACUGUCUGUGUGGAGUUUGCACAUUCUCGCCGUGUCUCUGUGGAUUUCCUCCCACAGUCCAAAGAUUUGCAGGAUGCGUCUAGUUAAGAAGAUUUUCUACUGCCUGAUCCUGGUGCCUCCUGUCUGUAUCGUAUUGUACUGCUUCCUUCAUUACCCUGAGAAUACUGUGGAUAUCAAGUACAAAGGAAGGAGCAGUCCACACAACUCACCUGGAUAUGAAUUGUGGUCACUUAGAGAACAAUACCCUCAUAUAUCUUAUAAAAAGAAAGAGAAUAUUGCCAGCCAGCUCGCAAGUAAUGAUUGCAGCUGUGAAGAACAGAGGUCUUUGUUUAGCAACUUCCUCAGGCGAGACUCUGUCACCGACUUGGAGCUGGUCUUCGAUGCAGCCGAACGCCAAGAGGUCAAACAAAGGCGGGAAAAGGAGUAUCAACGUUUUCGAGAGAGGACCAGGUCUUCUGCAGAUGCAUUGCUUUUUGCCAAAGCAAAUUCUCCCUUGGAAUAUCCCAUUCAAGGUGUUGAAGUGAGACCUCUGAAAACCAUCUUAAUUCCAGGUUUGAAGCUGCAAGCUGAACCUCAGCAACGUUUUGAGGUCAACCUGACAGCAACGUUGGGAACCUUCGAUGUGGCUGCUGAGGUUGAUGAGGUGACGAUCGAAGGUGAAGGGGCGAUGCACAUGUCUCUGUCGAGCUCUCAACUGGACAACCUGAACCGUCAACUGCAGUUUGUCACCUACAGCAACACUGUCUUCAACCCCAACACAGCCGACACAGUGUUGUUCAAGACUGAUGGACAUCAGGCUGCAUUCACCAUCAAGAUUCGACAUCCCAUCAUACCCAAGCUUUAUAAUGUUAAAAGCCAGUCAGGCUAUAACAUCAGUGCCUUGGUGACUAUAGCAACCAAAACAUUUCUGAGGUAUGACAAGCUGAGGGAGCUGAUCUCGAGCGUUAGGAAAUAUUACCCCAAUGUCACCAUUGUCAUCGCGGAUGACAGCGACAAACCACAAAAGAUUGAAGGAGACUUCAUUGAGCAGUACUUCAUGCCAUUUAAGAAGGGUUGGUUCGCUGGACGUAACUUGGCAGUCUCCCAGGUGAGAACAAAAUAUCUGCUCUGGGUCGACGACGACUUCAUCUUCGCUGCAGAUACCAAGCUGGAGAAAAUGGUGGACAUCCUCGAGAAAACAACACUGGAUAUAGUCGGAGGCUCAGUGCGAGAGGUGACAACCUACUCGGCCACGUUUCUGCACAAACUCAGUGUGGAAGCAGGCAGAGAGGGGGGAGACUGCCUUAAAAUUCACCAGGGAUACUACCAUGCCGUGGAAGGCUUCCCUAACUGCGUCGUCACGGAUGCCAUCAUCAACUUCUUCAUGGCCAGAACAGAAAAGAUGCAGCAAGUCGGGUUUGAUCCACAUUUAUCGAGGCAGGGACAUUUAGAAUUCUUUGUGGACGGUUUGGGCCUAUUGCAUGUUGGCUCCUGCAGUGACGUCAUGAUCGAUCAUGCCUCGAAAAUCACCUUGCCUUGGACCAAGAAAACUCAAAAUGAGAUACUUUACCAAAAAUUGCGUUACAUUCAGGCUUCAGAGACAGACAGCAACUUGCAAAACAAACUUUUUUAUUUCAAAAACCGAUUUAAAUGCAUUAGGAGCAGCUGAGGUGCUGCCAGUCUGACUGUGUUUUUAAAUUCAAAUGUCUUGAAUACUCAGGUCUGCAACAAUAGGUUUACCUCAGUUCUACUUAAGACCUGCACCUCAGAUUCUGAAAUCAGUCUUUCUUCAAAAAUUGUGGAACUCCUCGACUUUACUUAAGAUCACCGACAAACUGUUGCUUCGAGAUGGAUCUUGUCUCCAAACUCUCUCCAAACUGGACCGUGUCCUGCAACUUUGGGCCCUGGAUUCCAACUUCUCCGCUUCUGUCAAACAUAGUUAUCUACAGCAAUAAUUGGAAAAGCUCAGCAGGUCUGGCCGCAAUGUUUUCCACUUUAAAUCUGAUUUCCCUCCACGGAUGCUGCCAGACCUGCUGAGCUCUUCCAGCUAUUAUUGUUUCUGACUUCCAGCAUCUACAAUUCUUUCAGUCUUUAUUUAAGUAAUUAUCUCUUACACUUUGAGUGCAAUCAAAAUGUAUUCCUUUCUAGACCUGUGAUAGGAUGUUUUGUUUUAUUACAAUGAGUACAUUCAAAGAAAUUUAAGCAACAUGUGAAAACAAACGCUAUCUUAUUGCACAAUCUUGUGAUGGCUAGCAUGAGGGGACAUAGCUUUAAAUUGAGGGGUGAUACAUUAUAGGUUCUUUACUCAGAGACUAGUAAGGGCGUGGAAUGUCCUGCCUGCAACAGUAGUAGACUCACCAAGUUUAAGGGCAUUUAAAUGGUCAUUGACAAUCGAUAAUAAUGGAAUAGUGUAGGUUAGAUGGGCUUCAGAUUGGUUUCACAGGUCGGUGUAACAUCGAGGACCAAAAGCCCUGAACUGCAUUGUAAUGUUCAAUGUUCUAAACCUCAGACUAUUUUAAUAACUAAUCCUAGUGGUUUUGUGCUGACACACAGAAUUCCUUCAGCUGUGUUUCUUAAGAAAGUUACCAGCCUGAUGACAAUUUCUCAAGGGCACCAGCUAACAGGAUAGCCAGCUGAGUUUUAUGCUGACGGGCAUAGGGUGGGUCUGGGCAGGAUGCCCUUCAGAGGGUCAGUGCAGACUCGAUGAAGACCUCUUUCUGCCCUGUACUUAAGGCAGCCAUUAUGCGCUGUGGUUCAGCUGGCUAGUGCUAUUCAUCCACACACUGGCAAACAGUGCCAGCUCUCGCAGGCUGCUAGUGCCCAUCCCCUCUGCCCUAUCAGGCUUGCCAGCAACCGCAUUUCCCCACAAACACUCGCAGGUCACCCUCUGUCAAAGUGUCCCUCAAUUUUAGUCCCCGAUAAUGCCCUGACUUCACCUCUUUAAGCCUCCUACUCCCGCCAGCGAAAUUCCAACACCUGGUCCCUCGUCACAAAGAUUGAAGGAGAAAAGAAAUUACUUUUUUUUUCCUCAUUCCUCGCUGACCCCUAGGAGGAACAGGAAGUAAAAGCAGCAAUUAAAAACAGGAAGUGCUGGUGAAACUCAGCGGUUUCUAUCUGUGGAUAGAAAUUCAGCCUUAAAGUUUCAAGCCCAGUAUAAGGAGAAGUGGAAGAGUGAUGGGCUAUGUGCUGUUAAAAGGGGUGAAAAGAAUAGGAGGGCAGGUCAGGGAAAGGCGAAAAGAGAUUGGCAAUCAAAUUUGUCAUCAAGCGUAAGACAUGGGCAAGAUUUUUACACUUAAUGGUAGGGCUGUCGAACAGAGAGACCUAGGGGUGCAGGUACAUAAUUCUUUGAAGUUUGCGUUACAUAUAGACAGGGCGGUUAAGAAGGCUUUUAGCAUGUUUGCCUUUGAGUAGAAGAGUUGGGGCGUCAUGUUGACGUUGUACAGGACAUUGGUGAGGUCCCUUCUGGAAUAGUGUGUCCAGUUGUGGUUGCCCUGUUAUUGGAAGGAUAUUAUUAUUAAGCUGGAGAUGGUUCAGUAGAGAUUUACCAGGAUGUUGCCGGGAAUUGAGUUAUAAGGAGAGGCUGGAUAGGCUGGGACUUUUUUCACUGGAGUGUUAGAAGUCAAGAGGUGACCUUUUAGAGGUUUAUAAAAUAAUGAGGGGUAUAGAUAAGGUGAAUGGCAGGUUUUUUUGCCUACGAUGGGGGACUUCAAGACCAGGGGCACAUGUUUAAGGUGAGAGGAGAAAGAUUUAGAAAAGACAUGAAGGGUAAUGUUUUACACAUAGAGUGGUUUAUGUGUGGAGUGAACUUCCUGAGGAAGUGGUGGAUGUACAGUUACAACAUUUCAAAGACAUUUAGAUAAAUACAUGAUUAGGAAAGGUUUGGAGGGAUAUGGGCCAGGAGCAGGCAGGUGGGACUGGGUUAGUUUGGGAUUUUGUUCAGCAUGGACUGGUUGGGCCGAAGGGUCUAUUUCCAUGCUGUGUGACUGUAUGACAGAGUAAAGAUGAGUUCUGACUGAAAGCAGAAAGGGGCAUAAGUAUCAAAAUGGAAAACAACGUUCUGGGCCUGAAGUUGUUGACCUCAAUGUUGAGUCCUGAAAGCUGUAACAUGCCUGAGAGAAAGAGGAGGUGCUGGUCAUUAAAUUUGUGUUGAACUUCAUUGGAACACCGUAGUAGGCCAGUUGGAAAUGUUAGCCCUGAGAUAGCAAGGUGGGCUAUGGAAAUAACAAACAGUUGGGAGGUCCCGGUCACUCCUACAGACUGAGCGGAGGUGUUCUACAAAAUAGUCACCUAGUAUCACAUUUGUAAAGGAGACAACAUUGAGAGCAGCAAAUUCCGUAGACUCGACUGAAGGGAGUAUAAGUGAAUUUCUGCUGUGUUUGGGGCAAGUGUUACACCUUUUGUGAUUCUAUGGGGAGGUGCUACAGAAGGGGAAGGGAAGGCUUGGGGUGAUCAAGGACUGGGUCAGAGUGUUGCAGAGAAAAUGGCCCCUACAAAAUGGUGAGAGGGAAGGGGAGGCAAAGAUGUGUUUGGAAGUGGCAGAAAUGGCAGCGGACGACUGUUUGAACAGAGAUUGAUGGCAGGAAAGUAAGGACGUCUGGGUGAGGGCCAAAGACCAGGAGAUGGCUCAGAUAUUGCUGACGGCGCUGCCCACCGCAGUGGGGGUGGUGCUCCUCAGUCGAGAGGCAAAAAGUGGACAUGGCAGAAACACUGGUGAAAGGUGGCAUCAUUGAAAGAGACACAAACAGAGACGGAGAAACUGGGAAAUGGAUUUGAGUCCUUUCAGCAAGCAGGCUGUGAAGUAGUGUCAACAAAGUAUCUAUGGGAGUGAGAGGGUUUAUAAAGAAUAUUAGUAAAUGGUAGAUACCGAUUGGAUUAGUUUCUUGCAUGGGUUCUUUGCGUCUUCGUACAAACUCAGGUUAGACUCCUUAAAACCAGUUAAAUGGUAUCUAUUAUUACAGCGUACAUGACAAAGAGAAACAUAGAAAAUGGGAAUAGGAGUGGGCCUCUUGGCCCUUUGGGCCUCCUCCUCCGUUCAGUAUGAUCAUGGCUGAUCAUCCAACUCAGUCCCCUGUCCCCACUUUCUUCCCUCAUACCCUUUCAUCCCUUUAACCUUAAGAACUAUAUUGACUUCCUUGUAAACAUUCAAUGUUUUGGCCGCAACCACUUUCUGAGGCAGAGAAUUUCACAGGCUCCCCCCUCUCUGGGUGAAGACAUUUCACCUCUCAUUCCGAAACGGCCUACCCCAUAACUGUGACCCCUGGGACUGGACUCUUCUGCCCAGGGUCAUUGGGACCAUCCUUCCCGUGUUUACCUGUUUAGCCCUGUUAGAGUUUUAUAGGUUUCUAUGAGUUCUCCUCCUCAUUCUUCAAAACUGCAGUGAAUAUAAUCCCAACCCAUCCAAUCUGUCUUCAUACUAUGGUCCAGGAAUCAGUCUGGGGAACCUUUGCUGCAGUUGCUCCAUUGCCAGAACAUUCUUUCUCAGAUAUUCUGCAGCACUGUGUGCAGUUCUGGUCGCCCUGUUAUAGAAAGGAUAUUAUUAAGCUGGAGAGGGUUCAUGGGAGGGUGUUGCUGGAAAUGGAGGGUUUGAGUUAUAAGGAGAGGCUGGAUAAGCUGGAACUUUUGUCGCUGGCGAUCAGGAAGUUGAGGAGAGACCUAAUUGAGGUUUAUAAAACCAUGAGGGGUAUAGAUAAGAUGGAUGGUAGGUGUCUUUUCCCGAGGGUGGGGUGGGAGGGGGUUUCAAGAAUAGGGGGCAUAUUUUUAAGGUGAGAGGAGAGAGAUUUUAAACAAAAUACGAGGGGCAAAUUUUUUUUACACAGAGUAGCUCGCGUGUGGAAUGAGCUUCCGGAGGAAGUGCUGGAUGUGGGUACAGUUACAAUGUUUAAAAGGCAUUUGGAUAAGUACAUGAACAGGAAAGGUUUGGAGGGUUAUGGGCUGCGGGGGGCUAGUUUAGUUUGGGAUUAGGGUUGGCAUAGGCUGGUUGGACCAAAGAGACUCUUUCCGUGCUGUCUGAAUUUACAGUGACCUUCAGAGGCUCAGUUACAUAUUAAGCCCUUUCACAACACUCCGCUGACCUUUCCAGUGUCCUAAAAAUACUCUCUUAAUAUUAAUAGUUGAAAUGUUUAACCUAAGUAUUUGUCUUAAGAGGGAAAGCAGUUCCACUCCAACUAAUUUUUCAUCUCUCAUCUCUAUCCUUCCCAACCCCCUGUUCCACAGCUAAAAGUCAUUGUGCACAAGUUCAACAGCUGUCAAGACUUUUCAUAAAAUCCCUACAGUGUGGAAACAGGCCAAGUGGCCCAUCAAGUCCACACCAACCUGCUGAAGAGCAUCCCACCAGAUCUAUCCCCAUCCCCUUACCCUAUCCCUAUAACCCCACAAGUCCCCUGGCUAAUCCACUUAGCCUGCACAUCUGUGGACAAUUUCCCAUGGCCAAUCCACCCUAACCUGCACAUCUUUGGACGUGGGAGGAAACCAGAGGAAACCCACGCAGACACAGGGAGAAUGUGCAAACUCCACACAGUCACCCGAGGCUGGAAUUGAACAUGGGUCCCCGGCACUGUGAGGCAGCAGUGCUAACCAGUGAGCCACCAUGGUGCUCCAAUUCUUGGUUCUAACUGAGCAGACCACUCUAAACGGUGUAGGAUAGCAGGAUGGCUGAUCUGAAACUGUACUUCCAGCAGCAGAACCUGAAAGACUUGGGGAGGCAAUGGCCUAGUGGUAUUAUGGCUGGGCUGUUAAUCCAGAAACCCAGAUAAUGUUCUGGGGACCCAGGUCCCAAUCCCAUCACGGCACAUGGUAGAAUUUGAAUUCAAUAAAUAUCUGGAAUUAACAAUCUAAUGAUGACUAUGAAUCCAUUGUUAAUUGUCAGGAAAAACCAAGGUAAAAUAAGAAUAAAACAGGAAAGAUUGUUCUGUAUCGCAAAACCAAGUGGUCAUGAAUAGAAGCAAAAGUAGAAAUUUGCUGGAGAAGCUCAGCAGGUCUGGCAGCAUCUGUGGACAGAGAGAUAAGAGUUAAGGCUUCAAGUCCAGUGAUCUGUCAUCAGAAAAGAAAAAUAAAUGUUGAAUUCACAUCCAUUUUACAUCUGUUUUUCUCCUUCACCUCCAUAAACUUCCUUUCGCACUGGGCCUCUAUAAUAUCUGCCCUCGUGAUCCUCCCCUGCAUCUGUCAAAAGUAUAAGAGAAGUACUUUUCUGUACUGAGGAAGAGUCAUGCUGGUCUCAACAGAUUACUGGAAACAGGAGUCUCUGCAUAUGCAGGAAAGUUCUUCAGCAGUGUUGAAACGGCUAGAGAUUGACACAAUCAGAUGUGAAAUUUUCUGAUGAAAAGUUUAGGUCCGAAGCAUCAGCUUUCCUGCUCCUAAGAUACUGCUUGGCCUGCUGUGUCCAUCCAGCCCUACACUUUGUUAUCUCGUGAAAGUUGACAUCCUUGUUCUCUCAUUUUGAUCCAAUCUUCACUUCUGAUUGCAAAUCAUCCAGUGAAAGCAGCCAUCACUGAAGAGAUCUUGGCUGAUUCUUCAUGAUCCUUGGGGGAAUCGUUUGAAGAAGUGAAUCACUAUUCUUCCUGAUGAGCCCCCUCCCACACCAUCUCUGUAUCCUAAACUUGAACAGACAGCAAAAGAAUCUCUGGCUCUCACCAUCCUUCUGUAGCAAUGGAAUAACGAGAGUUCUCAGCACUUCACCAGCCUUUCACUCAGACCCUUUCCACACCAGAGCAUAUUGUGAAACAGGUAAAAUUAAACGACAUCCAAUUCAGCGAAAGCGAUACCCUCUUGCUAGCUGCUCAUUUCUCUUCAUCCUGACACUGCAGCCACCUGCCUGCUCAGUGUGCUUUCAAUCGGGGUUAGCUUGCUUUGCAACUCAGCAUAGGUACCAACACCACGGGUUCAAUUCCCACACCCAGCUAAGGUUAGCACGAAGGACUCUCCUUCUCAACCUUGUACCGAGGCAUGGAGAGCCUCUGCUGAAUGAGGGAGUAGGACCAUUGUAUGAUUUUUUUUUUCCUUUAUUCAUUCACGGGAUGAGGGCGUCACUGGCUUGGCCAGUAUUUAUUGCCCAGAGGGCAGUUCAGAGUCAACCACUCUUGGCUGUGGGCCUGGAUUCACAUGUAGACCAGACCAGAUAAGGAUGGCAGUUUCCUUCCCUGAAGGACAUUAGUGAACCAGGUGGGUUUCUCCGACAAUCAACAAUGCAUUUUUGAGUAACUUGCUCAGCCAUUUCAGAGAACAGUUAAGAGUUAGCUGUAUUGGCUAGAGGGGUCUGGAGUCACGUGUAGACCAUAGUGGACAAAGAUGACAGAUUUUUAUCCUAGAUGCAUUUCUCCAACCAUUGAUGAUUGCGACCAUGCUGCUGAGUAGCUUUAUGUCCCAGAUUAUGCAGAAUGUAAAUUUAGAUAAUUUUUAUUUUUUGUUUAGAAACAAGCCACAUUCAAACUGUUGAACUCUCCUUUUACUGAGCCCCUGUUAAAGCCAGUUGAAGCUUGAGCUGGGUUCUAUGGUAGAAGUAGCCUUUUGUGUUACGGUUAUUGCAACCAUGAUAAGUCCCAACUCCGUUGCUGUUGAAAAAUAUAUUUUAAGGUUGCAAAAAUAAUGACAGAAAGCAGAGUUUUGGCUUGCAGCGGUUUAGAAGCAGAGGGAGAAUGGAAUGUUAUUUUAAUAUGCAAAACCCAAAAUUGUAAUACCCUCGAGGAACAAAUAAAAUGGUGAA